UCUGUGGAUUUUCAUUUUUUAAAAUAACUUCAUUGUUCCAGUUCAACGUUAUGGAGUUGCCAGUCUAACUUUUGCACUGGUAAUGUGAAUAAGUCAAAGUCGGAGCCGCGGUGAGAGGAGACACCCGUGGAAACAGCAGCGGUGGGCGGGGCUCCACCACAUCUGGAUGAAAAACAUCUGUAUUGCUGUCGCUGCCUACAUCAGAGUCUCCGUGCUGAGGAUCGACCGACGGACUGACUGACCGAGCGCCCGUGUUUCCAGCUGACUGCGCCGCAAACAAUGGCUCGAUGCGGGGCGGUUUGGCCCGCGACCCUCGUCCUGCUGACGGCCGGUCUUCCCCUUGUUGUCCAGUCUCUCAGCCACCUGAACUUCAACCUGUGUAAGUGGUGUGAGAUGUCCAGCCCGACGUGUAAGGACAGCGUCUGCAUCAGUAACUGCUCCCUGUCGUCCUUUUGCACUGUCACUGAGGAAAUCUGUGUUGCCAUAUGGAGGAAGACCAACAACACCAUGAUGGUGCACACCAUGUGUCACCACCCCAGUGAGCCUCUAGAGGGCGUAGACCCAGGCCUGUUGCUGAACUUCACCUCCAGAGAGUGUCAUAUGGUCCCUCAGCCAGCAGAGGACGGAGCCAUGAUGGUCUGUGGCUGCCGGGGAGACCAUGAGUGCAACGACAAACUGAUCUUCAACAAGGGAGCAAACGGUUACUCCAAGGUGCAGAGUAAGGACAUGAUCCCAGUGGUGGUGGUGAGUUUGGUGCCUCCUGUCCUGGUGGCCACAGUUGCCAUCGCUGCCUUCUACUUCUACCGCACCCACAGCCCUGAUAAACCGGGCCCUCCUGCACGCUCUGACUGGACCACCAAAUGUGCCCCAAAGCUCUACCAGGCUUUGGACCUGCCAGGUGGGGGGUUGGGGGCUCAGGGGGAGGGUGGAGGAGGAGGUGUGACAGGUCCUGGAUCUGAAAGGGAUGGAUAUAAUGUCAAGAGGCCAUCUCUUGACAACAACAUCAUCAGUGACAUCACAGACUGCUUGGGCCAAAUGGCUGAACUACUGCCUAUCAAACUGGAAGUACUGGUGGGGAAGGGGCGCUUCGCUGAGGUGUGGAGGGCAUCCCUGCUACAGGGACAGAAGGGUGGAGAUAACAGUUAUGAAACAGUGGCAGUGAAAGUCUUUCCAGCUGUAGAGUAUGCCUCAUGGAGAAACGAGUGCUCCAUCUUCUCGGACCCCUCACUAGAGCAUGAAAAUGUUGUUCGAUUCCUGGCAGCUGAACAGAGGGGUCCACCUAGUCAGGCACUCAUAAAUUACUGGCUGGUUCUGGACUACCACAGCCUUGGAAACCUGCAGGACUUCCUCACUGCAAACAUACUGAGCUGGCAGGAUCUUGUUGCCAUGGCAGGCAGCAUCGCUAGAGGGCUAGCUCAUCUCCACAGUGACACAACAGCCAGAGGGGUACCAAAGGUGCCAGUUGCCCACCGGGACCUAAAAAGCAGUAACAUCGUGGUAAAGAGCCAGACUGAGUGUGCUCUGUGUGACUUUGGUCUGGCCUUGAGACUGGACCUCUCCCUCACCGUGGACGACUAUGCCAACAGUGGACAGGUGGGGACAGCUCGCUACAUGGCUCCUGAGGUGCUGGAGUCCAGGGUGAACCUGGAGGACCUCGAGGCCUUUAAACAGAUGGAUGUUUACUCCAUGGCUCUGGUCCUGUGGGAAAUGGCCUCCCGCUGCCACGCCAUCGGAGAGGUGAGGAGCUACGAGCCAGCGUUUGGCUCCCAGGUGUGUGAGCAGCCCUGCGUGGACAGUAUGAGAGACCUGGUCCUGAGGGACCGAGGACGGCCCGAGAUCCCAUCGGUGUGGACGCAGCACCAGGGGAUGAGUGUCUUCUGCUCCACCAUCACUGAGUGCUGGGAUCACGACCCUGAGGCCAGACUGACGACUCACUGCGUGGUGGAGCGCUUCAACGCCCUGCAGCGGGAUGAGGAGGAGGAACUGAGGCCAGACACUGACAGAGAGGAGGAUGAACAGAGAGACAAGGACUCACCAGACCAGAGUCACUCCUUCUCCACUGCUGCUUCCUCGCCCUCCUCCUCUGCCUCCAUCGAGGUUCCUCAGCCAGUGAGAGACGGUACAGAGGUAUCCCAUGAUUCCCUGGUUUACACUGGCUCUGUGGUGUGAGCCUGUUGCUGGCUGCAUUUACUCUGCCAGAGGAACAUUGAACAUGUUCAGUAAAGGAUUAUUUUCAAUGCUGAAGAAUCUGUAAACAAUUAACUUCAGUAAAGUAUCAGAAAAGGUUCAGUUCAGUAGUUUUGAUCCAGAUCAAAACCCAAAGAUAUACAAUGAAAUAAAGCAGAGAACACAGCACAUUGUCUGGUGUGUUUAGCCACACUGGCAGCUCUGGUUAGACCUCUGCUUUGGUCCAGACCACAGCCUGUGGAUGGCACAUCACCACUUCAUGCUACUGUACAAAAGUGAACAGUCGGCUUCACCUGAAAUCACAGUUCUGCUGGCAGAGACAGUUCUGUUGUAUGAAAAGGUUUUAUCCUGUUGGAGCUGGUCUCUAAUUUGUUAUGGUCUUAUUUUUUAAUAGUUACUAUGAUUAUCCUUGUUGUAACCUAUAAACAGGAGAAGGAGCUCUCUCCUGCUAUGGGGAAGGUAUUUGUCGGGUUAAACAAAUCAUCACAAAUACUGGCUCCGCUGUGCCACUACUGACUCUAUAUACGAUGAAUACGCCACCACCACUUCCCUCCACUAUGCAAAAGUGAAGCCAAAAUAUCAUAAAUACAGUGGCUGCCAUCUUGCUUUUUUUACAACCAGAUUCUGCGCAGCAGCAACCAAGUGGAGUGACAGCAAUCAAAGCUGUCAGUCUGAAAUAGAGCUCAAAA
Molecule: messenger RNA, 2876 nt
Organism: Monopterus albus (swamp eel)
Lineage: Eukaryota; Metazoa; Chordata; Actinopteri; Synbranchiformes; Synbranchidae
Gene: tgfbr2l
Product: transforming growth factor beta receptor-like
Exons: 8
Coding region: 280-2169 (629 amino acids)
Biological process (GO): protein phosphorylation; cellular response to growth factor stimulus; cell surface receptor protein serine/threonine kinase signaling pathway
Cellular component (GO): plasma membrane; signaling receptor complex
Molecular function (GO): transforming growth factor beta receptor activity, type II; metal ion binding; ATP binding
Source: RefSeq, a predicted model, not a curated record